Molecule: messenger RNA, 2635 nt
Organism: Thlaspi arvense
Lineage: Eukaryota; Viridiplantae; Streptophyta; Magnoliopsida; Brassicales; Brassicaceae
Source: the annotation of a GenBank genome assembly
GUUGUCUUAUUUAUUUCUUCGCGGAAAUACUAACAAAAAAAUCAUUUACUUGAUCCAAAACUGUUAGAGAAAAAAACGUAGCCAAAAGAAGAAAAUAUAUACUACUAAUAUUUUCGACUUAUAUCAGAAAUUCACACUCUCUCUACUCUACCUCUCUCUAUAUUCUCCUCCUUAACUACUGCUUUAUUUUGAACCUUUCACUUUCAUUUUAAUGGCGUAGACGACGAUUUUUUAAGUAACAACAACUUUUCUUCUUCUGUAAACUUUUUUUUUUUUUAUUGUAAGAUCUUUUGAUUCUGUUUUUAAAUUAUUUCGUUAUCUUCUCCGUUUCUUUUAAGCAGAGAACCAAAAAAAAAAAAAAUCGUUUGUAUAUUUUAAUCUCUUGUUUUGAAAUUCAGAGAGGUAUAUAUAUAAUGAAGAUGGGUGAGUUUCGAGAAGCUUGUGUUUCUUCGUCUCCUUCGUCUCCUCUACGAACACCGUCUCAUUCUCCGAGCCUCAACUUUCUUCGUCAAAACUUCUUUCAUGGAGACUUUUCCCCAACCAACAACAGAUUCUCUUUCAAUUCCUCGUCGGACUACUCUCUCUCGAGCUCCUUCUCCAACAACGGAUUCUCUUCUUCCGACGAUAGCUCCUCCCCGUUCGCUUCUCCUCCGUUCAACGGGAUCAUCCCUAAGCACAACCACUCUUCUCCGCCGGUCACUUACCAUCAUCAUGAUCCACUGACUCUUAACGGCGACGAGUUGGGUCUGUGCGAAGAUCUCUACCGUAUGAAGAUCAGGGAGGAUGUCGAAGAAGACAAGCUCCGGUACGGACGAUCGGAGACUCACAGAGAUCCUCUCUGCUCGAUCCCUGAGUCGAACCACACCGGUUUCACUCUAGAUCCACUCUCCGGUUUCGGGAAAUACGAACCGAGUGACGACGGUGGAGGAUUCGUCUCCGGCGGCGGAUUCUUCCGUACACCAAAGAGCUCCGGAUUCGAUCAAAGGAAAAACGAAAACAAGAGAAGCUUCAUGCUUGGGAAUCAAGUUCAAGAUUCAACAGCCAACUCUCGGCAAAUCGGGUGGCCUAGCUUCUCAAACAGUGCUGCUUACAACAAUGGCGGUCACCAUGAGAUUUUCGGGUCGAGUUUGAAUCGAGGAGAGUACUCAGACAUGUUGCCAUUGUUCUGCCAAGGUGGAGGAGCUCAGGCUCCUUUCUCUCCUGCUUCAAAAGGCGGCUCAGAGGAGAGUUUCUUCAUGGAAGGUAAAAGCUUGGAUCAUCAUCAGAGAAGCUGCAGCAGUGGCGGUACUCGAGGGUUAACGAUGAAUGAUCAUGCGAAUGCAGAGAUUUGUCAUCAGAGUCUGCCUAACAUGUGUGACAUCCAGGGAUAUGUUUACCUGAUGGCUAAAGAUCAGCACGGAUGUAGAUUCUUGCAGAGGAUCUUCGACGAAGGGACUCCUGUUGAUGCAAUGAUUAUCUUCAACGAGGUUAUUGCUCAUGUCGUUGAGCUUAUGAUGGAUCCGUUUGGGAACUAUCUGAUGCAGAAGCUCUUGGAUGUUUGUACUGAAGAACAGAGGACACAGAUCGUGCUCGUGGCUACUGCUGAGCCUUGUCAACUUAUCAGGAUCUCUCUCAACGCAUACGGUACUCGAGUUGUUCAGAGAUUAGUGGAAACAAUCAGAACAGGAAAACAGAUUUCGCUUGUGAAAGCUGCGUUGAGACCUGGUUUUCUCGACUUGAUCAAGGAUUUAAAUGGAAACCAUGUGAUUCAACGUUGCUUGCAAUGCCUUGGCACAGAAGAUAACAAGUUUAUAUUUGAUGCGGCGACAAAGUUCUGUACUGAAAUAGCAACGCAUAGACAUGGAUGCUGUGUGCUCCAAAAAUGCAUUGCUUAUUCGAUGAGACAGCAACGAGAGAAGCUGAUCGCUGAAAUCUCUAGAAACAGUCUCCUCCUUGCUCAAGACCCGUUUGGGAACUACGCAGUGCAGUUCGUUAUAGAACUGAGGAUUCCUUCUGCGGUAGCGAUGAUGUUGACUCAGCUAAAAGGGCAUUACGUUCAGCUCUCGAUGCAGAAAUUCAGUAGCCACAUGGUGGAACGAUGUCUCAUGCACUGUCCGGAGAGUCGUCCACAGAUCGUGCGUGAGCUCGUCUCUGUUCCUCACUUUGAUCAGCUUCUUCAGGACCCUUACGCUAAUUUCGUCAUCCAAGCCGCUCUUGCCGCCACAAAGGGUCCACUUCAUGCUUCACUUGUGGAAGUCAUAAGGCCACAUUCGAUUCUGCGUAAUAAUCCUUAUUGCAAGAGGAUUUUCUCGAGGAAUCUAUUGAAGAAGUGAAGGAUAUGCUGCUGACUCAUUUUGCUGAGUCUGUAAUUUAAAAGAUAUGUAAUAUGUUGUUGUUUUUCUUUUAUUAUUUCUUCAUCAAGCUUCGUUCUCAUGAAUAAUCUCUGGAAAAUGGUCUAAGAUCCAGAGACGAAGAGCUCUGUGUUUUUUUUUUCUUUUUCUGUUUCUUAUUAUGUAUUUGCUGCUCUGUUGUUUCUUUUGUUGUUGUUUUUGUCUCUGCUAAUUUUGGGUUUUGGGAAUGGGAAUCUCAUGUUGUAAAAAAUCGGGUUUUUUUAUAACCCGGUUUAGUCUUUGAAUAAUUUCUUAUGAAUAACAUC